Molecule: messenger RNA, 2198 nt
Organism: Aureobasidium vineae
Lineage: Eukaryota; Fungi; Ascomycota; Dothideomycetes; Dothideales; Saccotheciaceae
Source: the annotation of a GenBank genome assembly
ACAUGGCAAACAAAGAAGGCUCUGCGCCGUCGAGUCGCGAGCGGCCUGCAGCCAUCACGACCCCGACUGCUCCCACGAGCAACGGCAACGGACAUCUCGAACUCGAUGAUAUGCCCUCGUCGCCCAUCCACCCCAUCCAGGAGGACUUGAUGGCCCUGGCCAGACUGGGUGAACUGCGAUCCAUACAGAAACUCUUCGACAGCGGCAAGGCAUCGGCAACAUCGGCAGAUCCCCAAGGCAUCACAGCCUUGCAUAUGCGCCAGACAGCAGGAGCGCUGACAAAACACCACAGUNGGGCUGCUAUCAACGGACACUACGCUCUCUGCCACUAUCUCAUCGAAGCCGGCGCAAACGUCAACGCAAAAGGCGGUGACGCCGAGGCAACCCCUGUGCUAUGGGCUUCUAAGCGCUGCCAUCUGGAUGUCGUCAAUCUCCUUCUCCAACAGGGCGCAGACCCUCUCUUGACCGACGACCAAGGAUACAACCUAUUACAUUCGGCCACUCUGGACGGGAAUGUCUUCCAGCUUAUCCUUCUCCUGCACCAGGCAGACGUGCCUGUCGACAUUCCCGACUCGCAGGGACACACCAGUCUCAUGUGGGCUGCUUACAAGGGUUUCCCGGCCUGCCUGGAUGUUCUUCUGAAAUGGGGUGCCGAUGUGCACGCAAGAGAUGAGCUGGGCUUUACCGCACUACACUGGGCUCUGGUCAAGGGCAGCUACAACUGCAUCCAAAAACUCCUCGAAUAUGGUGCCGACCGAUUCGUCGCAAACAAUGACGGCAAGACGCCCGAAGUCACUGCAAAAGAGAUGAACUCGACGAGGCAAUGGCAUCGCGCCCUCUCGGAUAGUGGCUUCGAUCCCUCUGGAAACCCUCGCAACUUCNCCCUGGCUUUUGUCAAGGACUCANAAAAGUUCUUAGAAAGAUUCUUCUUUUGCUGGCCAUUGUUUGUUAUUGGUGUCACCUUGUACAUUCUUUCUAUCAUGCCGGUAUACUUUGGCCUACCCAUCUCUAUGAUUACGUCGUACCUUUUGCAGUUGGCAUCGCAGAAGUUGUUGAAAUGGGCGCCGAGCGAUAUGAAUCAUAUGCAUAAAACGCCAUUCUUGGCUGGAGUUUUCGCAGCGACUCUUGCGUGGGUGGGCAUCAGAUACAUUACUCACAUUCUUCCCAGUAGGACCUUCAUCAAUGUACCCUUCUCUGCAUCCGCUAACGAUUUGCAGCUANCCUUUUCGAGUCAUUUCUUCCUUAACCUGUUUUUCGUGGCCUCGUUUGGCCUUUGUGCAUAUUACUACUUUACAGCCAUGCUCAUGGAUCCUGGCUAUAUUCCUCGCUCGGCAUCUCGCGGACAGCAGAAAGCGACCAUUGAGGAGCUCAUUGGUGCAAAAGCAUUUGAUGAGCAGCAUUUCUGCACAAUGUGUUUGAUCAGAAAACCACUACGGAGCAAGCACUGCAGGCGGUGCAAUCGUUGUGUAGCCAGACAUGAUCACCAUUGCCCUUGGCUUAACAACUGUGUGGGCGUCAACAACCACAGAGCCUUUGUCCUCUACAUAAUCUUCUUGCUCACCGGCAUCGCUUUCCUCAUCCAACUCACACUAGCAUACCUCACCCUACUCCCCACACCACCACCAUCAUCCAUCCACUGCGAAGUCCUAAAAGCAGAAUUCUGCGCCCAAUGGUCCAAAGACCCAUUUACACUGCUCGUCAACGGCUGGGGCAGUAUCCAAAUGACCUGGACGAUUAUGCUCCUCUUUGUCCAACUUACGCAAAUUGCCCGCGCAAUGACGACCUGGGAAGCUAUGCGUAAUAGUCAUGCUGGCCCUCUAGUUACCGCUCUCGCUACGGGCUCUACCUCGCAACAAGGCGGCGGCAUUGGAGCUUCGGGCGGUGGCCCUGCAACAGGCACGUCCCGCGCCACCACCAGCAAGGAAUCUUGCUUUGGACAGUGGAAACGUCUGUUGGGCGUUGAUACCUUUGUCGCUACCGCGCUCCACGGCUCCCGUGCCCAAGAAGUGCUUGCACAGCGACGGGAGAAUCCGUUUACCAAGGGCGUCAUGCGCAAUUGUGCGGACUUUUGGUGUGAUGGUGAGGGAGGGNGUGUGGGGUCAAUGUUUGGGGGCAAAGAGAAGGGGAUGGGGGUGUUGNGGGGUGUCAAGGUGGAUUAUCGGAGGUUGUUUGACUUGCCGAGGGGUGCUGAGGAGGUG